Molecule: messenger RNA, 1188 nt
Organism: Zingiber officinale
Lineage: Eukaryota; Viridiplantae; Streptophyta; Magnoliopsida; Zingiberales; Zingiberaceae
Exons: 2
Coding region: 1-1188 (395 amino acids)
Biological process (GO): DNA integration
Molecular function (GO): nucleic acid binding
Source: RefSeq, a predicted model, not a curated record
AUGGUGGACUCAACUGCCGGUUGCGAAAGGAUCUGCAUGCUGGAUGCCUACCAAGGGUAUCAUCAGGUUCCUUUAGCGGUGGAGGACCAAGAAAAGGUUAGCUUUAUUACGGUUGAUGGUACCUUCUGUUAUACUGUCAUGCCCUUCGGUCUCAGGAACGCAGGAGCCAUGUACCAAAGGAUGAUGGACAAGAUCUUCCGGGAGAAGAUCGGGUGCAACGUGGAGGUUUAUGUGGAUGAUAUACUCAUUAAGUCUCCUUUAGUCGUGAAUCUGAUCAAGGAUGUAGAGGAAACUUGCCAGACUCUCUGGCAAUAUGGGCUGAAGCUGAACCCAUUGAAAUGCUUGUUUGGGGCUAAAGGAGGAAAGUUCUUGGGCUACCUAGUGACCGAGCGUGGAAUAGAAGCUAAUCCAGAAAAAGUUCGGGCACUACGUGAUAUGCAAGUUCCCCAGAAUUUGAAGGAAACGGAAGCAACUAUUGAUUGGCAGACACCCAUGAUCAGCUAUGUUAGGCAGGGUACCUUAUCGGCUGACCCAGAGGAAUCAUGGCUGGUCAGGAAGCAAGCUCAUGCUUAUGUCAUGAUCGGGGAUCAGCUAUACAAAAGGUCCUUCUCUAGACCCUUACUCAAAUGCCUGGGUAUGGAGGAGGCGGACCAAGCCUUACGAGAAAUACAGCUGGGAUGCUGUGGCAAUCAUGUAGGCGGUCGGGCAUUAUCUCGCAAGGUACUCCUGGCUGGGUAUUUCUGGCCUACUUUACAGAGGGAUGCUCAUAAGCUGGUAAAUACAUGCCUGUCCUUCCAAAAAUAUCAAAAUUUAACACAUCGACCGACGGCUCUGCUAAGAACAUCUAUAGUCUCGUGUCCUUUUGGUCAAUGGAGCAUGGAUAUUGUGGGACAAUUUCCAAUGGCCCCGGGUCAGAAACGCUUCUUAUUGGUAGCAGUGGAUUAUUUCUCUAAGUGGGUGGAAGCAGAGGCCCUGGCCAGGAUCACAGAAGAUGCGGUCAUCCAGUUUCUAUGGAAGAAUAUUCUUUGCAGGUUCGACAUUCCGCACAAAUUGGUGUCAGACAAUGGGAGGCAAUUUCAAGGGCAAAAAAUCCAGGCCUGGUGCAAGGGAUUUGGCAUAACGCAAGCCUUCACUUUAGUGGCAUCCCCGCAAAGCAACGGCCAGACCGAAGUGGUGAUCGAGAAAUAG